This is a messenger RNA of Teleopsis dalmanni, 1059 nucleotides long. Its product is annotated as RING finger protein vilya-like. The transcript has 4 exons. The record is from RefSeq and is a predicted model, not a curated record. Gene Ontology annotation, molecular function: SUMO transferase activity. The coding region runs from base 290 to 1018 and encodes 242 amino acids. Lineage: Eukaryota; Metazoa; Arthropoda; Insecta; Diptera; Diopsidae. Gene Ontology annotation, biological process: reciprocal meiotic recombination; homologous chromosome pairing at meiosis; protein sumoylation. Gene Ontology annotation, cellular component: synaptonemal complex.
CAAUGUACCAAUCGUUUUAGUAUCAAAUUGAAAAUUCAUUUACCUUAGAUAUCUGUCAGAGAACAAAAAAUCAUUAAAACAGUUUCUCUGUACAGUAAGGUUUGAUUUUUAACUACAGAUUUUGGUCUCUAGUGCGCCUUGUGACAACUAUUUUCGAUUAUUGUUAUCGAUAAACACAGCAAUAUAUUUUAUCGCGGAUUAGUUUAAACGCGCAGAAAAUAAAGUAGUUUGCGAAACUUCAACGAAGAGAUACCGCUCUAUUGCACAUAAACACAUAUAUUUUUAUAAAAUGAUUUAUGAGGAGCUCUUUGCAAAUAAGGAUGACUACGAAAAGAACGUCCAUUGGGUGCAUUGCCACCUUUGCUAUGAAUUGUACAUAAAGAGGGAACGUACCUUUUUUUUACACGCUUGUGAUCAUGUAACUUGCGAAACGUGUUCCACAGCAUCACCAACUUCGGUCAAUUCGGUCACUUCGGUUUUGUCAGACCGGAAAUGUCCGGUUUGUGAGGAAGUAGUAAGCAUCAGCGAGAUAAAUAAUGACAUGCCGCAGCAAAUGAAGAAACUCUUUCAUCCGAAUCCCUGGCAAGACGAGAUGCCUGCCUUCCAUGUUUUGCAGUUUCAGCAGAAGCAACAAAUUCACUUGUACCAGGGCAUGAUAGAAAUAGCACACAAAAUAAUGGCAAUGGAGGAUGAAAUAGCUGCAUUACGCGUUGAUGAUAAACCAAACCAGGAUGAGUUGGAUAAGUUGCGCCUCGAGCGCAAAGAGCAGGAACGCGAAAUGUGCCAGAUUGCGAAGAGGCCCAAAACCGCGGAAACGGCAAUGACUGAGGAAGUACAACAAAUGGGUGCAUGCAGUUCAGCAACUGAAUCUGGCAAUGGUUGUGUACAUGAUGAUCCAAUAGGUGAGCAGCUUGGGGAUAUACAGCCGUCUGGACGUUCAGACCAGUAUAUAUCAAAUCCGUUUGAGGCGAACGUUGAUAGUCUAAAGCAGCCUGCAGACUCUGAGUUUAAUUCUUAAACAUUUAAUAUACAACUUUUAUUAAUAAAAUUGUGUUCAUU